AUGCCUGGCAGACCAAAGAUAAACAGGAAGAAAUGUAUUUCAGAAAGAAGUGACAACACACUAUUAGCAAAGUUGGGACCACUUCUAAAUGCAGUUUAUGUUCCCAACCAGGGACAAGGACAGGGACAGGGUCAAGGGCAAGGACAGGGCCAAGGACAAGGACAGGGCCAUAUGGCAGCUGAGGAUGUUGGAUUUGAUUUAGAGGGGGAGGUUGGAGGUGAUUCAGAGGAAGAAGUUGGAGGUGAUUCAGAGGAUGAUUUAGAGGUGGAGGUUGAACAAGUGGUUGAUGAAGAAGUGGUUGCUCCAACUUUGAAAAGGAGAAAGUGUGGUCCUUCUCAGAGGAACACAAAACUUAGGUCGAGGAGGAAAGUGGUGACCAAGGAUGAUACAGGGGGAAGUCUUGAAAAUCCUCUCACACUCUAG
Molecule: messenger RNA, 423 nt
Organism: Lactuca virosa
Lineage: Eukaryota; Viridiplantae; Streptophyta; Magnoliopsida; Asterales; Asteraceae
Source: the annotation of a GenBank genome assembly